Molecule: messenger RNA, 1715 nt
Organism: Hevea brasiliensis (rubber tree)
Lineage: Eukaryota; Viridiplantae; Streptophyta; Magnoliopsida; Malpighiales; Euphorbiaceae
Product: heptahelical transmembrane protein 1
Exons: 4
Coding region: 434-1567 (377 amino acids)
Biological process (GO): response to hormone
Cellular component (GO): membrane
Molecular function (GO): signaling receptor activity
Source: RefSeq, a predicted model, not a curated record
AUAUUUAAAAUGUGAAAGUUUUAAAUAAACACGUCUAUGAAUGGUUUAACAUCAAAGAAAAAAUAGGUUGAGAUUAAAUUCAAAAACUAACACAGAAGAAAAAAAAAAAAAAAAAACUUUUGAGAAUAACAUUAAACCCGAUAUGAUAUCAGCAUUCUGUAAAUAAUUUCUCCAUCCGAGUAUGGGUUGCUCCACUAUUUAUGCAAACGCUUUGAUUCAUAUGCAAUUUUAUUGGUAACCUAACAACUGGGACACUUGUUAAUCCACCCCUCACCUCUUUAAAUGUUUGCAGUUAGUUGGUGUAUCCGCCACAGCUCCAUAAUAAAUCCACACACCCGAAUUGCAAAACCCCCCAAGAAAAAAAAAAAAAAAAAAAAAGCCAAGCACAACCCUUUCUUUUCUUUUAUAUCCUCAGAAACUGUACGGUCCUUCUAUGGAUGUUGGCGUCUUCUCGAAGAGGAAAAUUCCCAGGAAAAUGGAUCUUCAUCAAACACCUUGCUCUGUCGUCGUUUCUCCUCAAAAAGCUUACAAGAAUAAGCAGAAGAAGAAGAAAGGGGGUGAGCUCGAGGAUCAUGGCACCCAGAACGAAGCGAAUAAACGGUACGCUUUUAUGUCGUUUUGGGAGUUGCCGGAGUACAUGAAGGAUAAUGAGUUCAUACUGCGUUAUUACCGUGUCAAUUGGCCUCUUAAAGAAGCUCUCUUUAGCAUUUUUCGUUGGCAUAAUGAAACGCUUAAUAUAUGGACACAUCUACUUGGAUUUUUACUUUUUGGGGGGUUGACUAUGGCGAACGUAUUGGAAGUUCCUCAGGUAGCGGAUCUUCUCGGCCUGUUUACCAGGUCAAUUCUUACUAGUGCAAAGGCAAAUGUUUCCAAUAAUUCAAAGGAAUUCUUCUCGGGAACUACAAAACUCCUAGAUUUGAAGCAGGUAACAUCUCCAAAAAUGGACACAAAACUGCCAGGAACAUCUGUCAUCCGGUGGCCAUUCUAUUUAUUCUUAGGCGGCUCUAUGUUCUGCCUCCUUUCAAGCAGCAUCUGCCAUCUCUUUUCUUGCCAUUCACGCAAUCUAAACAUUAUCUUGCUACGCAUAGACUACGUGGGUAUCACCACAAUGAUAAUCACCUCAUUUUUCCCUCCAAUCUUUUACAUCUUCCAAUGUGACUCACAUUGGCAAUAUGUAUAUCUUGGUGGAAUCACAGCAAUGGGGAUUUUUACCAUUAUAACAUUGCUUUCUCCGACUCUGUCGACCGGAAAAUGUCAUGUUUUCCGAGCUCUUCUCUUCUGCUCAAUGGGGCUUUUUGGCAUCGUCCCCGCAGUACAUGCUUCAAUUGUGAAUUGGAGUAAUCCCAAGCGAUACACAGUUCUAGCUUAUGAAUCUUCCAUGGCUUUAUUUUACUUGACUGGCACUGGUUUUUACAUUAGCAGGAUUCCAGAGAGGUUAAAGCCUGGAUGGUUUGAUCUAGCAUGCCAUAGCCAUCAGAUUUUCCAUGUUUUUGUGGUAUUGGGAGCAUUGGCUCAUUAUGGUGCUACCCUUGUAUUCUUGGAGUAUCGUGACCGUGUGGGAUGCUAAGUAAAUCAAAUAUAUACACCCAGUAUAAGUAACGUGUUUUCUUUUUUUUUUUUUUUUUUUUGUCAUAAUUGGCUGAGAUCAAAUCAAACACGAGAUUUCAUGGCCUGUAAAUAACUUCAAUAUUAUUGAGUUAAAACUCAUUGAUCUU